This is a messenger RNA of Colletotrichum destructivum, 2677 nucleotides long. Its product is annotated as Putative altered inheritance of mitochondria protein 6, PI-PLC-like catalytic. Gene Ontology annotation, molecular function: phosphoric diester hydrolase activity. Gene Ontology annotation, biological process: lipid metabolic process. The transcript is spliced from 2 exons. NCBI's taxonomy places the organism in Eukaryota, Fungi, Ascomycota, Sordariomycetes, Glomerellales, Glomerellaceae. The record is from RefSeq and is a predicted model, not a curated record. Bases 803 to 1987 code for a protein of 394 amino acids.
CAGACAGACCCAACCGAAGACAUCACAUCUUCUGAACCACACACCAGACCCCAGUCGUCGGACUCUCUCAUCCAAAGACUAUCUCGGCGUGUUGACCUCACUCCAAUCAUCCGCCCCCCCUCACCCCCGAUCCUCAAUCUACGCUCUCGGGCCCAUUCAGCCAGCGCUUCCAAAAGUUUGCUCUCAACCAUCCUUGACCCCCAAUCGUCUAACCAUGCUCGGAUCCUCUUGCCGUUUUAUUUAACCUUUGUGGCUUUUCCCAAGCCGCCCUGCCCUCCCUGACCUGGACCUACCUUGUCGAUCACGGUAGCUACACUGCCCAAGUACCCCCCUUUUUCUCUAAAAGUAGGCAACAAUACUAGCCUUGCAAGCCACCACGAUAGCUCCCGAUAUAUUUGGCGUGUCUUUCUCCCGCUGCUUGUUUUCCCAUCGGCCUCUCCGAAAACGGUUGAAUCCCUCGACUCUAACCUUUGUCGACGUUGCCCUUAUGCAUACAAAGCCACCACUACUGCCACACUUACGUUGCAAAGUUAUAUCUCCUCCCCGCUGCGAGUUUCGCUUCACCUUUACUUCUUCCAAGAUUAUACCAAGUCUCAGCAUUCCAACCUCCGCAGACCCAGUACACCAAUCGGGGACAAUCCUUAGCUACCUAGGUGUAAUCUCGGCAUGUUCUUCCGAUAAGAACAUCUUAACUACCUUGACGACUGCGCCCAUCAACACUUCGACGCCAAACGCGCUCGUCUGUUUUCUCCCAUUGACUCGAAAGUGUGUCAACACACCUUGAGCAUCACCGGCGUUGACAAUGUCCACACCCAGUAGCCCUGGCUUGGAUGCUGUACGUGAUCGCUUCCGUAUUUUUUGGUCCCGAGACACCAAUACGGCAAUGGCUCGAUACAGAGACUCCUCGGAAGAAACAGAUACCGCCAGUGACGUGGACCCCGAAGUGCCGCCAACUCCAGCCGAAAGCUACACUUCCGAGGACGGGUUACUGCCUCCCGCUUAUAUGAUUCCGAAGCCAUGGACAAAAAAGCGUUCCUUGUUCAUGUGCGGGGCUGUUUGGUUGUCCAUGCUAUUGAUAUUCGUUCUCUUGAACUUACUUCUGUUCGUGGCCCGCGAAGUUUGGGACGCCGCGUCCGACGAGUUCGAAGAAGCGAGCGUCGUCGAACCCAUCCCUUGUCACUCUCACAACGACUACUGGAGGAAACGGCCGAUCUACGACGCUCUCCAAGUAGGCUGCAUUGGCAUCGAGGCUGAUGUGUGGCUAUACGGCACCGAGUUGUAUGUUGGCCACAACAAGUGGUCCCUUCGCGAGAAGAAGACAUUUACCAAUCUUUACGUCGAUCCCCUCGUUCGUCUACUGGAGGAACGUAAUGUGGACCUUGAAAACUCCACCCAACAGUCGCCUCGAGGUGUUUACGAGGCAAGCCCGGAACAGACAAUGGUACUUCUUGUGGACCUGAAAACAGGUGGACCUGAAACCUGGCCACAAGUAGUGCGCCAGCUGGAGCCCUUACGCGAGCGAGGAUGGCUUAGUAAGGUCGUCGAUGGCAAGGUUCACUACGGACCCAUUACCGUCGUCGGUACUGGCAACACCCCUUUCGACCUGAUCGCCGAGGAUCCGAUUUAUAGAGAUACCUUCUUCGAUGCGCCUCUUCUCAAACUCGACGGCCAUAACUUUAACCCCACCAACUCAUACUAUACCAGUGUUUCGUUCAAGAAGGCGAUUGGUACUGUAUGGUUUGGGGACCUGUCGGAAGCCCAGAUGACGAAGCUGAAAGCCCAGGUCAAAGAAGCUCACUCUCGCGGCUUGAAGGUUCGAUACUGGGAUCUUCCCGCGUGGCCUAUCAGCAUCAGAAACCAUAUUUGGGGUGUUCUCAUCAGGGAAGGCGUCGACAUCUUGAACGUGGAUGAUCUCAAGGGUGCCAAGAAAGAGUGGGAUCUUCGGGGAUGGCCAAGACUCACGACCAGCUUGACAGUACCUGCCUGAUGGACCCUCGCCUAAAAAUACAACAUAUCGUCCUCGCUUGGGUAGCCGGCACCGACACAAAGGAUUUAUCCUCUAUCAAGGCUUAUCUUCCGGGCCGGAACCAGUACUGCUCGUUAGGGCCUCCUCAUAUAAAAGUUGGGUCUGGGGGUGACAGCUUGCUCCUGCACAAAACCCUGUUCCGGACGCUCGAUGCACGCCAUGUGUAUGAGUGAACGGUUAGCGUAUCGGCACACAAUUAGCAGUCGUCUGCAUAGAGAGUGUCGCAGGGCACAGCCGUCCAAUGGUGCCACGCUGCCGAGACACUGGCUACGAAUUAGAACAACGAUGAGCCAAUUUACGACUUCUAUUGACAGACUGGUUGUACGGUCAUCAAAAAGGUUGCCGUGUCAUACAAAAAUCUCCAUUGUCGCUCAGAGGCGGAGAAAACCAGUUAUCAAACAAGUCUUGGUGCUUAAGGGAGGCAGAUGGCAUCAGAGCCCAACAUGGGAGAUGCCACCAAGUGUGUGUAGAUUACCUAGAGCACAGUAUCUACUGGCAGUAGAAACGGCGCGAGCUCCGAAAAGGGAGCCGGGCCAGGCCAGCAGCCCCGGUUCUGCCGGACUCUACCGGGUCCGGCCCCGGCCUAGCUUCGGAUGUGUGUACCAACCGGGCCGCUUCAGCUUAGGCGAGCGUGUCCGAGGUCCGCCGUAA